ACGUCUGAACUAGGUGACGUCUGGGCCCCGCCCAUCCGCUCCUCUGGGUUUCCCUGCCAGCGCGCCGUUGCCAUGGCAGCGGGGGGCGCGGCUGACGUCCGGCGGCGUUUCCUGAAACAUGGCGGCUCUCGAAGCGGCUGCUGAACCGGUAACGGGGGUAGCGGCCGUUGGACCAAAGGCGAAGGACGAAGAAGAGGAAGAGGAGUCGCUUCCGCCGUGCGAGGCAGUGCGCUGGGCGCCGGUGGGGGCGGUGGCAGAGGCCGGGCCCGGGGCGGCGGCGUUCUCGGAAGAGGCGGCGGCCGAGGAGCCCGGAGCGGCCCCGGGCUCCCCACCGGACUCGCCGGGCCGGACGCUGCGGCGGCUGCGGGCCGAGCGGCGGCGGCUGGACUCGGCGCUGCUCGCGCUGUCCUCGCAUUUCGCGCAGGUGCAGUUCCGCCUGCGGCAGGUGGUGCGCGGGGCGCCGGCGGAGCAGCAGCGCCUCCUGAGCGAGCUCGAGGACUUUGCCUUCCGCGGCUGCCCUCACGUCCUGGGUUGCGGGAGCCCAGAGGACCCCACCAGCGAUGAUGGCGACGGGAUGCCGGGGGACCGGCCACGGUUGCGGGGCGAGGACCAGAGUGAGCAGGAGAAACGGGAACAUCUGGAAACCCAAAGGGAGAAGCAGAAGGAACUGAUACUGCAGCUCAAAACGCAGCUCGAUGACCUGGAGACGUUUGCCUAUCAGGAAGGCAGUUACGACUCCCUGCCGCAGUCCGUGGUCUUGGAAAGGCAGCGGGUGAUCAUCGAUGAGUUAAUAAAGAAACUGGACAUGAAUCUGAACGAGGACCUCAGCUCACUGUCCACUGAGGAGCUUCGGCAGCGUGUGGAUGUAGCUGUAGCUCAGAUCGUCAACCCAGCCCGAGUGAAAGAACAGCUGGUUGAGCAGCUGAAAACUCAGAUCCGAGACCUCGAGAUGUUCAUCAGCUUCAUCCAAGAUGAAGUAGGAAGCCCAUUACAGACAGGUAGUGGACACUGUGAGUGCAAGGCCAGUGGGAAGACAGGAAACGGCUCCUGCAGAACUGGCAGCAGCAGACCACCUCCAGGAAACAGCAAAACGAAGGCAGAAGACAUGAAGAGAGUUCGGGAGACAGGGCUGCACCUGAUGCGGCGAGUGCUGGCAGUGCUCCAGAUCUUUGCUGUUAGCCAGUUCGGUUGCGCCACGGGCCAGAUCCCGCAGACCCUGUGGCAGAGGGACCAGGCUGACAGGGACUACUCUCCCUUAUUGAAGAGGCUGGAGGUGUCAGUAGACAGGGUGAAGCAGCUGGCUUUGAGGCACCAGGCGCACGACCAUUUCAGCAGCUCCGCCAGCCUCCAGGACCUCUCUCUGGGAGGCAAGGAUGAGCUGACCGUGGCUGUGCGGAAGGAGCUGACUGUGGCUGUGAGGGACCUGCUGGCCCAUGGACUGUACGCCUCUUCACCGGGGAUGAGCCUCGUCAUGGCCCCCAUCGCCUGUCUGCUGCCGGCCUUCUCCUCGGCCCCCGAGGCCAUGCACCCCUGGGAGCUCUUUGUAAAGUACUACCACGCUAAGAACGGCCGUGCUUACGUGGAAUCCCCCGCCCGGAAGCUCUCACAGUCCUUCGCCCUGCCUGUCAUGGGAGGCACUGCGGUGACGCCCAAGCAGAGCCUGCUGACAGCCAUCCACGUGGUGCUGACAGAGCACGACCCGUUUAAGCGCAGUGCAGACUCGGAGCUGAAGGCCUUGGUGUGCAUGGCGCUGAAUGAGCAGCGUCUCGUGUCCUGGGUGAACCUCAUCUGCAAGUCGGGGUCGCUCAUCGAGCCCCACUACCAGCCCUGGAGCUACAUGGCACACACGGGCUUUGAGAGUGCCCUCAACCUGCUCAGCCGCCUUAGCAGCCUCAAGUUCAGCCUCCCUGUAGACCUGGCUGUGCGCCAGCUCAAGAACAUCAAAGAUGCCUUUUGAUGAGAAUGCCCUGGCCCCAGACCAGCAUCUUGCUCAGUAAGGAUAGAUGGUUAGUCUUCUCGGAUAAGAGCAAGAAUGAGGAGGAGGGGCUAAAGACAUUUUCCCUAGCCAGAUGAUGCAAAGUCUCUCUCCCCCAUCAACUUAGCAUCUCAGAAAGAUAUGCUGGAGAUCCUCUUGUUAAAAGGUUCUGCCCUGGCGUGUAACCACGGUGUGCAUGUGAGCACAUAUACUUGAGCCUGUUGAAAAGAAGUCAGUCAUGGCACACCCUCUUCACGCCAUGUCUGAUUUGUAGAAAAUCCGGGUUGCUGUAACCAUUCUCUUCACGGUGGUGAGGGACAGCAUGAGUGAGUUGUUGGUCCUGGAAGACAUACAACUUAAGGCUCCUGUCAGUCAAGUUGCGAGCCAUCUUCCUUCACUUGAAGCAGGUUUGAGAGAGUCCUAGGUCAGAAUUCAAACUCCUUUUGUGAAUACUGAUGCCUCUUUCUUCCUGACCCCAAGGUCAGGGGAGGCCCUGUGUGUUCCAUAGCUGCCUCUAAAACCAGGAGUGGGAAUAUCUGAGAACAGCAUUUCUAAGGGUGUUUACCACAGUUGGUUUUUUUUUUUUUUUUUUUUUUAAAUUUGGCUGCGCUGAGCAGCUUGCGGGAUCUUAGUUCCCCGACCAGGGAUUGAACCCCGGGCCCACAGCAGUGAAAGCGCCAAGUUUUAGCCACUGGACCGCCAGGGAAUUCCCCAAAGUUGAUUUUAAUAUGAGCCCUUUUUCGUGUAGAGGUAAGAACUGAAAUCUGUCCCUGACCACGUGGUCCUUUCCUCACAGCCCAGAUGAUGGUCUUUCGGUUUUGGAGCUGGUUUACCAGGACAGCCACCGUCUGGUACCAUGUCCUCUGGCGAGUAACCUUUCCUCUGCGCACCUCCCAGCUUCUCAGAAGGAAACAUGUCCAAGGUGUGUUCCACGUGUCCUGGAGGCUGGAUGGUGGAGGAGGUCUGACCAUGUGAUCAUACUACAGCGUGGGUAGGAACUGUGGCAGAUCACUGGUGACAAAGAAGGGCCUUGGCAUUUCCUUGUAGAACUGACUCUAGACUGGUCCUAUUGGGUCUCUUUUAGCCUUUUUAGUUCAUAUUUGCCAUUCAGCUUGCAUCCUGCUCUGGGACUGACCAAAAAUGAGCAAAGUAUAUCACCUUCUGGAAAGCCAAAUGGGUUCCCAACACUACUGAUUUACCAUCGUUCAUGUAUUUAAUUGCCAGCUGCGCUUCGUGACUGCACUAUUAUGUAGUGCAUUUUAACUUAAUGUUUUCAGUAAGAUAUUAUUUAAGAUCUAUUCUUGAUAAUUCAUUAGAAUUAGUCCUCCUUCACGUGAAACAGGAUAAGUGUAAAAUGUUGUGAAAAAUGGUAUCUGUGGUUGCUAAUAAAAUCAUAGUAUUUUGUGUAGCUUCUCUGCAAAGACCUUAGAGACUGUUGGCUUUGGUUUAUAAGUCUGGGCAUUGUCAGCGUAUCUGAUCCAGAUGAGUAUUUCCUUGAGCAAUGCCUGGCUCCUGGCAUUUCUGCCUCUUCUCUGUCCCCUGCACUGGAUCAACUCAGCUUUGGUGGUGUUUCCCCCACUAUCCCCCUUGAACAAAUUCAUGAGAAAGUGUCGUUGGCAUUAUCAUCCCGUCUUGCCCAGACCUACAGUCCUAUCCCCACAGCAUAUCUCACCACACAUGCCACUUUAGGAACUGACGCUUUUGAAUUCACUUGUCUGGAUACCAUUUAGGGUGGGUGAUAAGUGCUCUAGUCGUAUGGCAUAGCCCUGGAUCACCCCAGUGUGUUUCCAGUCCUCACAAAAACUGGUAUUAAGGCUUUUAUGCUAACAUGAUGAGAAGCAUUUUGUGUGUGUGCCAUCCUAAUUUAAUUCUCACUACAUGUAAGGCAGGACAAUAUUAUCUGCAUUUUAUAGCUGAGGAAACUGAACUGCAGAGGUUAAAUAUUUUGUCCACGUUUACAUGUUGGAAGAGCUGGGAUUUGAACCCAAGUUGCCUGAAUCCAAAUCCUAUGGUCUUUAUACUGUUAAUGUUACCUCAUUGUAUCAUGCUGCUUCUAGAUAUUUUGUUCCUCUCUCUCCUUUAUCCACACCCUCACUUCACCAUCACUUUGUGGAUGAACAGGUAUUUUCCACAUGCCUGCCAGAAAUUUCAGCUGCCAAAGGACUAGGCUGCAGGGAGAUGGGCAGAUAGCCAUUGCUCUGCCAAGUUCUUCAUGAAACUUAGAGACAUGCAGAGACAGAGACAAGCCUGCCAGCAGGCCAGCAGUCACUUAGCUGCUAGUCACUGAUAACAUCUGUAUUAUAACUGAGGACAGAGGUCUGUGCUUGGCUUGGAGUGAGGCAGACAGGAUGAAGGAGGAGAGGAGGGACUGUCAGCCGAGGUCUAAGGCUAUGCAAGAACAGAAGGAAAGAGAGCCGUGGAUAUGUAUCCAAUGAAAGUGCAGGGUCCAUUGUAUGAUCUGCAAGGCAUCGUUAAAGAUUUCCAAGAUGCUCUGCCUUCAUUCAUUCACUAUUGAGCACCCACCAACUGCUUGGGCCAGGCUAGGUGCUCAGAACUUAUCUCUGCCUGCCUUCAAGGAACACAAAGUUUAGCAAAGGAGGUAGCAAGCCAAUUGGAGAUUUGAGUAGCUUGUUAAAACACAAAUUGCUGGGACUUCCCUGGUGGUGCAGUGGUUAAGAAUCCGCCUGGCAAUGCAGGGGACACAGGUUCAAUCCCUGGUCUGGGAAAAUCCCACAUGCCACGGAGCAACUAAGCCCGUGUACCACAACCACUGAGCGUGCAUGCCACGACUACUGAAGCCUGUGCUCCUAGAGCCUGUGUUCUGCAGCAAGAGAAGCCACCACAAUGAGAAGCCAGAGCACCACAAUGAAGAGUAGUCCCCCUGCGCGCAGCAAGGAAGACCCAAUGCAGCCAAAAAUAAAUAAUUAAAACAAACAAACAAAAACAACCACAAAUUGCUUGGUUCCAUCCCCACAGUUUUUUAUUCAGUAACUCUGAGAAUUUGCAUUUCUAACAAGUUCCCAUGCUUGUUAUGCUGAUGCUGCUGGUCUGGGGACCACACUUUGACAACCACUGAUCCAAACCAACUGAAAUAUGUUCUAUAGUAAAAUGAAGUGUGGAUUGGAUUGCUGAGGGAGCAUAGAGAAGGAAGAGAUGAAUUCUGCCUGGGAGAAUUCUAGAGUGGCCUUGAAGGAUGGAUAGGAUUUUGCCCAGCUACAGUGGAGGAGAAUAACGAAACACGGAACAGCUUGCGUGAAGACCCUGGUGCUCAGAAGGGGUCGGAUCUUUGAGUAGUUGAGCUGGCUGGAACCCAGGUGGUAUGUGAAGGGUGUGGAGGAGACAGGAACUUAUACUGCAAGGAAGAUAGGAAGGGAGUGAGAGUUCAAACUUUGGUACAGAGAGCCAGCGAAGGAUUUCAGGCAGGUAAGUGGCGGACUUAAGAGUUGUGUUUAGAGAACUUUCUAAAAAUAAGAUCUAUAGCUCAUGGCUCCACACCAGACCUGAACUGGAAUCUCUUCAGUUGGCAAUGCAUAUUUAAGCAUCCCAAGCAAUUUUUGACCCACCCAAAGUUUUGAGGAGGGACUGGAGAAAACAAAGAACUGAAGCUGGAUCAGUUAGGGAGCAGGUGUAAAAGGAUAGAAAAGAUUUAAAA
Orcinus orca (killer whale) is the source of this 5627-nucleotide messenger RNA. RefSeq names its product RUN domain containing 1 (gene RUNDC1). NCBI's taxonomy places the organism in Eukaryota, Metazoa, Chordata, Mammalia, Artiodactyla, Delphinidae. The coding region runs from base 119 to 1957 and encodes 612 amino acids. The record is from RefSeq and is a predicted model, not a curated record. The transcript has 5 exons.